GAUUUAUUUUUUUCUACCUUUUAACUUUGAUAACCCAUACUAAACCCUUUCCAUCCAUGUAUAAGCAACCUCUUUUUGAAUCUUCAAAUUUUAUUUGGAGACACAAAAUUUCAUUUUGUGAACCAUUCAUGUAUAAGAAUAUUCUGUUGGUAAUACUGCAGAAAUAAAGUAAAAUUAAAUUUUAGCACAACGACAAAGGUGACUCAAGAUUGCUUUGAUAUUAUCAAUGGCAUAGUUGCAUAAUCCAAAGGGGAUUCACCAAAAUCUUUCAUCAGAAAUCAUAUUGUAUUUCGCAAAUAAGGUCUGAAUCCCAACUGCACUAUUUUCUCUUUGUUUUUGUUUUUUCUUCCCACUGAAUCUCCUUAUUGAAAUUUCUGACAUCGGCGCAAGAUGAGGCUAACCAUAUGCAUAAUAAUGUUGAUGGUUUUGUUCAUGACAAGUGGCAUUAAUAGCUUUGUGGGCAUCACAUGGGGCAGGAUGCAAACACAACAAUUGAGUCCAGCAAUGGUUGUUGAUUUGCUUUUACAGAAUAAGAUUCCAUCAUUGAGAUUAAUGACUUCAGGAUAUGAUAUCAUUGAAGUAUUUGCAGCCACUAAUAUUAGCAUUACUAUUACUAUGGGAAAUAGUUUCAUGUAUCAAGCAAAUAGGAAAGACCUUGCAUAUAAUUGGGUCAAUGAACGUAUCAAGAGUCCAAUCAACAAAGGUGUGAAUAUAGUGGAACUAACGGUUGGGUCUGAACCAUUUUCGAAUACGUUCUUGAAAAAAGUGUCAAAUUAUGAAGUGGUGAACAUGUUAAAACUCAUGCGAGAAAGUCUCGAUGCGAUGGAUUUAGGAUAUAUUAAAACGACGACCGCCCAUGGGAUGGAUGUUUUAAAGGUUUCAAAAUUUCCAUCAGAGGCCGAUUUUCGCGAUGACAUUAAAAAAGAAAUGCUUGAAUCCUUAGCCGAGUUCAAUCGGACCGGAGCCCCAUUUGUUCUCAUCCUGUUCCCCAUCCAUUUUGUUAAAGAAAUACUGAAAUACCCCAUGGAAUUCGCCUUCUUUGACAACAAUAGUGGGUUCACAAUAGAAGAUGGUAAUGUUACAUACACAAACGCGGUGGAGUUAAUGAUAGAUUUCGUUGCAUGGGCAAUAAAGAAAGCGGGAUAUCCCAAUAUGAAAAUUAGGAUUGCUCAAAUUGGAUGGCCUACGGAUGGAUAUUUACAUGCCAAUGUUCAAAAUGCAGAAAGAUUUCACAGGGGGUUACUGAAAUUUAUAUUAUCACAAAAAGGGACACCACUUAAACCAGGGCCUAUGGACAUAUAUUUGCAUAGCUUGUGUGAUGAGAAUAAUUUUGCUACAAUGUUUGGUACAUUUCAAAGACAUUGGGGUAUUUAUAGGGCAGAUGGCCAUCCAAAGUACAAGAUUGAUUUCUCAUUACAGGGGCACGACACGUAUCCAACACAGGCUAAGGGCAUAGUGAAAAUGCCAAAUCGAUGGUGCAUUUACAAUGGAGACAAAUCAAACUUGGAGUUGGUGCAUAGGAAUUAUGAGUUAGCAUGCAACGCUGCAGAUUGUACAAGAUUGGAACAAGGUGGUUCAUGUGAUGGACUUAAUUUUGAUUCCAAAAUGUCAUAUGCUUGGAAUGUAUUUUUCCAAAAGAACAAACAAGAAGUAAAAGCUUGUGAUUUUGAUGGUUUGGGUAGAAUUGUAGCAACAAAU
This is a messenger RNA of Capsicum annuum, 1698 nucleotides long. Its product is annotated as glucan endo-1,3-beta-glucosidase 8-like. The annotation marks the transcript as partial. Lineage: Eukaryota; Viridiplantae; Streptophyta; Magnoliopsida; Solanales; Solanaceae. Gene Ontology annotation, biological process: carbohydrate metabolic process. The transcript has 4 exons. Gene Ontology annotation, cellular component: plasma membrane. Gene Ontology annotation, molecular function: hydrolase activity, hydrolyzing O-glycosyl compounds. The record is from RefSeq and is a predicted model, not a curated record.